Salvelinus namaycush (lake trout) is the source of this 2171-nucleotide messenger RNA. Its product is annotated as NLR family CARD domain-containing protein 3-like. Bases 96 to 2171 code for a protein of 691 amino acids. The record is from RefSeq and is a predicted model, not a curated record. The transcript has 3 exons. NCBI's taxonomy places the organism in Eukaryota, Metazoa, Chordata, Actinopteri, Salmoniformes, Salmonidae.
AGUUUAGAGAGGGAGACUUUUCUACUGAACAAAGAAUCUCCAACCAAACUCAGUCUCUCCAGAGAUCAGUCUCUCCAGUUCCCAGUCAUCUGUCCAUGAAGAGUGACUUCUCUAUGCAUCAUCCUAUACAUUUUAGUGAUGGAUCAGGGACCUUUGACCCCAGUGGAUGGUCUACUCUGCCAGAGGAUCAGUCCAGGUGUGCAGUGUGUGAGCAGGUUCUGAGGGAUCCAGUCUCUAUCACCUGUGGACACAGGUUCUGCAGACAGUGCAUCACCAGAUACUGGGAGAAACCUGCUCCUUCAGGAGACUAUGACUGUCCUCAGUGUAGAAAGAGAUCCAGGACACGUCCUCUACUACAGCACCUGACUGAACCCAAUGAUGCAAGAGGCUCUGUAAACCAUAAAGACAGUCUGAUAAGGAGGUAUGAAUGUGUGAUAGAAGGCAUCGAAACAGCAGGGAACCAAACUCCCCUCAACAGGAUUUACACAGAGCUCUACAUCACAGAAGGAGAGAGUGAAGGGGUUAACAAUGAACAUGAGGUGUGGCAGCUAGAGACAGCAUCCAGGACGCCAACCUCACAUGACACAGCAAUCCACUGCAAUGACAUCUUUAAACCCUUACCUGGCCAAGAGAGAAGCAUCAGAACUGUGCUGACGAAGGGCAUCGCUGGCAUCGGAAAAACUGUCUCUGUGCAGAAGUUCAUCCUAGACUGGGCUGAAGGGAAGGCAAACCAAGAUGUGGAGAUCAUAUUUGUGCUUCCUUUCCGGGAGCUGAACUUGAUCAAAGAUCUCCAGUACAGUCUUCUCAGACUUUUAAAUGACUUCCACACAGAACUAGACAUAGACAAUGCAGAGAAACUCACUGCCUGUAAAGCUAUGUUCAUCUUUGAUGGUUUGGAUGAAAGCAGACUUCCAUUGGAUUUCCAGCACAAUGAAAAGGUGUCUGAUGUCACCCAGACAUCAUCUGUUGAUGUUCUGCUGACAAACCUCAUCAAGGGGAAUCUGCUUCCCUCUGCUCUCCUAUGGAUAACCUCCCGACCAGCAGCAACCAAUCAGAUCCCCCCUAAGUGUGUUGACCAGGUGACAGAGGUACGAGGGUUCAAUGACCCACAGAAGGAGGAGUACUUCAGGAAGAGAUUCAGUGAUGAGGACCUGGCCAGCAGAAUCAUCUCACACAUAAAGACAUCAAGGAGCCUCCACAUCAUGUGCCACAUUCCAGUCUUCUGUUGGAUUUCUGCAAUAGUUCUUGAAUACAUGUUGAGUACAGACAAGAGGAGAGAGAUGCCCACGACUCUGACUGAGAUGUCCAUACACUUCCUGCUCAUUCAGACCAGCCUGAAGAACCAGAAGUAUCAUGGAAGAGAUGAGAUGGAUCAAGAGGAGCUCAUGGAGUCAGAUAAGGAAGUUCUUCUGAAGCUGGGGAAGCUGGCGUUUGAAAAUCUGGAGAAGGGUAAUCUCAUGUUCUAUGAAGAAGACCUGAAAGAGUGUGGCAUUGAUGUCAAAGAAGCCUCAGUGUACUCAGGAGUGUGCACACAAAUCUUUAAAGAAGAGUCUGUGUUAUUUCAGAGAGUGGUGUACUGCUUUGUUCAUCUGAGCAUUCAGGAGUUUCUCUCAGCUGUCUACAUGUACCAUUGUUACACAACCAAGAACAUGGAUGCACUGAAGCCCUUCCUCAAGAGAAAGUCUAGAGCCGCGUCUGAAGAGCUAACCUUGGAUGAGCUGCUGAAGAGUACCGUGGAUAAAGCCUUGGAGAGUAAGAAUGGACACCUGGACCUUUUUGUCCGCUUCCUUCAUGGCAUGUCACUGGAGUCCAAUCAGAAACUCCUACGAGGUCUGGUGACACAGACAGAAAGCAGUCCAGAGAGGGUCCAGAAAACAAUCCGAUCACUUAAGGUGAUGCAGAGGAAGAACAUCUCCCCUGAGAGGUGCAUCAAUCUCUUCCACUGUCUGAUAGAGAUGAAAGACCAUUCAGUACAGGAGGAAAUCCAAGCGUACUUGAGGUCAGAGAAGAGAUCCAAAAACCUCUCCCUUGCUCACUGCUCAGCGCUGGCCUACAUGCUGCAGAUAUCAGAGGAGGUUCUGGAGGUGUUUAACCUGAAGGAAUACAAGACAUCAGAGGAGGGUCGUAGGAGACUGCUCCCAGCUGUGAGAGGCUGCAGGAAAGCUCUGUAA